UGGACCUGGCCUUAUGGUGCCAAAACGUCAUGGUAUGAUCUGUCCCCAGUACCACUUUUAUAUAAAAAAAUGUUAUUUUUAGUAAAAUACAGUAAUCAAUAUAAAAACUAUUGAUAGUUUCGUAUUGUUUAUGUUAGUAGAAUUGUGAAAAAAAACCAUUUGUGAAAAAAAAAAUUUAUUUUUUUUAUUUUUUUGGUGUUAAUUUUUGUCUCUCGUUUUUGCGUCAUGGUCUGGCCUUUUUAUAAAAUAGCAUUUUUUUACAUAAAAAUAAAAUCGAAUCUUCACUCACCAUUAGUUAAAAGCAACAAUAAGCUCUCCUAAGUGAAUUACUAAGAGAGAAACUGCUUUCAGAAUUAAUUUUUUUUGUUUUUUACACAUUAAAAGCAUCAAAUGUGCAUAGGGAAUCACAGAAUCGUCAUGGUCUGGCCUUCAAAUAUUUCUCAAUAAAAUUAAUAAUUAUUUAUAUUUUAUGUCAACUGAAGUGUAGUAGUAUUAGUUCAGUGAAUAUAAAUAACAUGCAUAUGAAACAGAUUGAAAAUUGUUAAUAAAUUGUUGAAAAAAUCAGUUUUUCUUGUGCGUCAUGGUAAUGCUUUUUCUCGAUUGAACGGCGUGUAUCACUCGAGUGUCUAUAAGUGCACAUAAAAUGUGAAGCAAAAAAAUUUGUUUUAAACAUUGAACUUUAGAUAAGUAAUAAAUAAUUACAUAAAUGUCCAUAAAUUACUACAUAAAUUUCCAUAAAUUACCAAAUUUAAAAUUUUUAAUUGUCGUUCGCGCUAUUUAUUUUUUUGCAAAUUACCGCGAAAAUUUCCAUAAAUUACCGAAAUAAAAAUUUUUAAUUGUCGUUCGUGCUGUAUAUAUUUUUGUAAUUUACCGCGAAAAUUUCCAUAAAUUCUCGUUGCUUGAAACUCAACUCUUGACAUUUAUUCAAAAUAAUCUGGAGAAUAAUAUUUUAUAUUAUAAUACAACAUCGAGUCCUUAUAACAUUACUUAUAAAAUUAAUUAUCCAUUACUGGAGGAGAAAUUGAUGGUAAUACUGAGGCAAGGUAUUAAUUCAGAAGGGCGCAUUCAAAUGGAUGAAAAAAAAUUUACAACUUAUCUUGAAAAUGUAUUGUUUGAAAGUAAUAUAAAGUGGCCGGAAUAUGUUGACAAGCAGUAUGUACUAAAUUAUUUAAAAAACAUUAUUUUCACACAAAAAGGACAAGGAACUAUAAAUAUCUAUGAACUACAAAAAGAAAUUAUAAAUUUUGUUUCUCAAUUGACUGAAGAAAAUAAAGUUUGGCAACAAACAACUUUAUUCCCUAAAAUUCAAUUGCGUAAACCUAAAAUGAAAGAAUAUCAACAAUGGUCAACGGAUAAUAAAAUAAAUCAAUUAGAGACAAACGAAAAUAUUUUAGAUAUGUUUAGAAAUGGAUCUACGGGUGUUGGACAAAUAAUUCCAAAUAUUACAUCAUCCAUACGAGGCAACUUUGAACCAAAAGAUGACAAACAGAUAAUCAGUGGUGGAGGUUUAAUAGAGGAAUCAUCAUCUGCAAUUCCAUUAUCAUCAGUUCCGCAAUGGACAGAAGGAUCCAGAAUCUCUUACGGAGGUGAUACUACCCCAAGUGGUCAAAUGGAAUCAUCAUCUGCAAUUCCAUUAUCAUUACUUCCGCAAUGGACAGAAGGAUCCAGAAUCCCUUACGGAGGUGAUACUACCCCAAGUGGUCAAAUGGAAUCAUCAUCUGCAAUUCCAUUAUCAUUAGUUCCGCAAUGGACAGAAGGAUCCGGAAUCCCUUACGGAGGUGAUACUAUCCCAAGUGGUCAAAUGGAAUCAUCACCUGCAAUUCCAUUAUCAUCAGUUUCGCAAUGGGCAGAAGGAUCCAGAAUCUCUUACGGAGUUGAUACUACCCCAAGUGGUCAAAUGGAAUCAUCACCUGCAAUUCCAUUAUCAUCAGUUUCACAAUGGACAGAAGGAUCCAGAAUCCCUUACGGAGUUGAUACUAUCCCAAGUGGUCAAAUGGAAUCAUCACCUGCAAUUCCAUUAUCAUCAGAUUCGCAAUGGACAGUUCAGCCUAAUAUUACUAAUGACGUCUUUAAUAACGCAGAUGAUGAAAUGAUGAUGGGCGAUGAAGGCUAUAAAGAGGAAUCAAAUACUAAUAUUCCAAAUGUUGACACAUCAGAAAACUUCAGUAUCAACGAUAGAAUUAGUGGAGCUGACAAAAAGCCAGAAACAAUAUAUACUGAAACAAAUCUUAAUGGAAAAGAAAAAGAAAAUCUAAUUUCUAAUACUACCCCAAGUGGUCAAAUGGAAUCAUCACCUGCAAUUCCAUUAUCAUCAGAUUCGCAAUGGACAGUUCAGCCUAAUAUUACUAAUGACGUCUUUAAUAACGCAGAUGAUGAAAUGAUGAUGGGCGAUGAAGGCUAUAAAGAGGAAUCAAAUACUAAUAUUCCAAAUGUUGACACAUCAGGAAACUUCAGUAUCAACGAUAGAAUUAGUGGAGCUGACAAAAAGCCAGAAACAAUAUAUACUGAAACAAAUCUUAAUGGAAAAGAAAAAGAAAAUCUAAUUUCACGUGAUGAAAUUUCAAUGCCAUCUUUACAUCCAGUUGUGGAAGCACCAGUUUCAACAAUUAAAAUUAAACCUAAUGUAUCGAUACAAGCAGUUUCUGUUGAAAAGAAUGGUAUUGAAUUACCAUUAAAAAAUAUGACAAUUAGCCUUGAUGAAAUUUUAAGAUCGGAAUUAAUGUUCACUAAUGAAAAAAAUUACUCAUCUAAAGUAUAUAUAAUUAGAGACAAAAUAAGAAAUCUUUAUCCUGUUCUUAAAAUUGUAUUUGCCAAUAAUGUAUUGGAAUUAAUUAUUAAAGAUAAUUUACGAUUGGCAUUCAGUGAAGGUUAUUAUACUGAUAUUAAAAAGAUUUUGAAUUAUAUAAUUAAUGAUAUUAAAGUAAAAUAUGAACUUACUUCGACAUUACAGUUAGAUGGUAAAAUUGCAAGUAACAAAUAUAUUAAGCCUGUUGAAGAAAUUAGUUGGAUUGAAGUUCAAAAGCAUUUAGAUGAAAAAUUCGAUUCUCUUAAACAAUUUUCUAAUAUUAAUGCUACAAUGUUGACACAAAAUUUGGUAAAUGUUACUUUUGAAUAUGCACCAACUAUUGACUCUUACGUAAGUUAUUCAGCAUUUGAAAUUAAAUUAUUAAAUUAUUUAAAACAAAAGGGAUAUAAAGAUUUCUCUGAAUCCUCUGUUCGAGAACAAAUUGUUGGUUACAUGCAAGGACUUAUUAAACUCUAUUCUGAAAGUAUAAAAUAUUUAGUUGUGUUUAAUAUCACACACUAUGAAGAUAUGGAUAAUGCGGAAAUUAUUAAAAAGGAAAUAAGUAAAGAAAUAAUAAGUGCAAUUUUUUCACUUGGUCCAGAAAAUAUUAAGGAUAACAAUGAAACACUUCGAGAAGAAAUUGUUAAUAUACUCGAUAACUAUGAAAUUACAUGCACUGUUCAAAUAUAUGAUUCAUCAAUGACAACAUUUUCAAAUUUAAUAUGUACAGCUGAAAGUCGCAAUAGUGAAAUGAUGACAUAUAUUCCUCCACCUUGGGAAAUAAUAUUAAGUUUCCGCUCUUCUAAUUCGUGGAUUUCUAAUAAAGCAAAAGCAGAUGCAGGUUUAUUACAGAAAAAUAUUUAUAAUACUGUGUCUGAUUUCUUAUCGCGCAAUAAUUUUGAUUCUAAUUUUGAACCACUAAAGAAAAAAUUGUUGAAAAUAAUUUCAAAUACGGGUUAUGAUUUUCGUGUAAUUGUUAAAGAUAAAUCAACAAAUAGAAAAAGAUUUGUUUUACAAUUUCCAAAAAUUUCACUAUCUAGUAGAAAUUACUAUAGAAAAGAUGCGGAAAUUAAAAUUAAUUCCAUGGCUUCAUUUAAAUUUAAUACAACGAUCACUAAUAUUAUUGAUAAAAAAAUAUUUAAUAUGGAACAAAUUCAGACCGGUAUUAAAUCAAUUCUUGAGGAAUAUAUUAAAAAUGGAAAACAUAAUAUUGAAUUACUCCAGAAAGAAAUUAGUGCUGCCAUUUCAACAGCUACCGCUGACAUUGAAGUUAACGUUACUCUUGAUAUAAAAGGCAAAUUAUAUCCAUUUAUUGUCAAACACAAUGGAAGUAAACUAAAUAAGAUAUAAACAAGGACCAACGUUGAUAUAAAAUUUUAAUAUCAAAUGUGGCAGUUUUGGAAAGCAGAAGAAAUAUUUUAUUUGUAGCUUAAUUAAAACGAUUGUUUGUGUUUUCAUAGUUUAUAUAUAUAUAUAUUUUUUGUUUUAUUGCUAUUAUAAUUACUUCUAUACUGUUAAAAACGUAUUCUGAAAAAUUGUUUUAUUUUUGAAUUUUAAGAAAUGUUUAAUUAAACAUGUCAUAUGUAAAUUGAUUUCUUUUUGUGAAUUAAACAUAUGACAUUAUGCUUAUAUUGUUAAUUCUUAGUAAUAAUAUACAUAUUAAAAUUUGCAAAAGAGGUCAGGGUUUUAAUUUUAUUAAAAAGAAGUUUAAUUUUUUAACUUUAAGACAGAAAUAAUUUCUUUUCCAUUAAUAUUUUUAUUGACUUGCACCCCCCUAUCCCAAACUUUAUAAGUUUGUUUUUUUUAAUUUAAUUAUGAAUUGAAGAAAAAAGUAUUUAAGAUAAAUAUAUUUUACUAGAUAAAUAAUAAUUAAUAAUUUUUACUUUGCUGAAUGCUAAAAUUCUAGAAGUUUAAAUUAUUGAAAUGUUUAUUAAUAAUAUUUUUGAAGGUUAAGUAAAAUGAAAUGAAGGUUUUUUUCUAUUGAUAGAAUUUUUUUAGUAUGGAUUUUUAUUUACAUACUUCUUUAUUUAUUAGAAUUGUAAUAUAUUAUUUUAUGUAAAUAUUAAUAUUUUUAUUCUUCGAUAUUUUUUUUAUAAUUUAUUUAUUUUUUUCAAUGAAUUUGUAUUGAAUUGAAAAUUAAUAUUAUUUUGAAAUUUUUGUUCCAUUUAUUUGUCGAUGAUUAAAUUUUUUAUAAUAUUUAAUAAUUAUUAUACGCAAAUUUUAUUACUUUUAAUUUCUAUAUUACUAAAUUUUUAUUUAUCCAUACUAAAAAAAAUUCCAUCAAUAAAAAAAAUCCUUCAUUCCAUUUUACUUAAUCUUCAAAAAAUAUUAUUAAUAAAAACAUUUCAAUAAUUUAAACUUCUACAAUUUUAGCAUUCAGCAAAGUAAAAAUUAUUAAUUAUUAUUUAUCUAGUAAAAUAUACUUAUAUAAAAUACUUUUUUCUUCAAUUCAUUUAUUAAAACAAAUCAAAAUUAUUAUAAAAUACAAUAACCUUUUAACAACAUUCGAAAAAAAUAAAUUAUAAAAAAUGAAAUUCUGUAAUAUGAUAAUUCUUGCUUAUAAAAUUUGGCAUAGAAGGGUGCAAGUCAUUAAUCUAACAAAUAAUGCACUUAAAAAAAAAAAUUCAUUUGAUUCUAAUAAUCGGUUAUUUGACUAUUAUCAAAAAAAAUAUUUAUUUCUCUCAAAUAAUUAUUAUUUGAGAUAAUAUUUGUUACAAAUACAAAAAUUAUUGGUUUAAAUACAGUUUAUUUAAUUCAAAUAAAAAUUGUUUGGUUCAAGUAAAUAUUUAUUUGCGAUAAUAGUCAAAUAACCGAUUAUUAGAAUCAAAAAUAAAUUUUUUUUUUCAGGACAUUAUUUGUUAGAUUAAAUAAAGUUAUAAAAUUAUUUUAAUGUGUUGAUAUUACGACGAAUUUAAGAAAGAUUGUUUUAUUAAUAUUUUUGAUUUUCUGAAUUCUUUGUUAGAUAAUAAAGUCAUUACAAAUGCGUUGACAUAACGACGAAUUUAAGAAAGACACGAGGGAAAAGUACCAACAUUGCUUGAUUUUAAAUUUGAAUAUCUAUAAUCAUAUAUUUGUUCUUUUUCAAUGAAAAAAAAAAAAAAUUAUUAUUAUUACUAUUACGAAAUAAUUUGAUAUAUUUCUGUUCGUAUUUGUCACUGGGAUUGAUAUUUUUGUUCACUAUAUUAUGACUUUCUUGUAAAAGUAAAAUAUUUAUUUAUGUUUGUGCACUUGUUCCUUUUUCCUUGAAUAAAGGGAUCUUUAAAAAAAAA
This is a messenger RNA of Leptopilina boulardi, 6054 nucleotides long. RefSeq lists its product as uncharacterized. Bases 1025 to 4135 code for a protein of 1036 amino acids. The transcript is spliced from 2 exons. Lineage: Eukaryota; Metazoa; Arthropoda; Insecta; Hymenoptera; Figitidae. The record is from RefSeq and is a predicted model, not a curated record.